Messenger RNA from Closterium sp. Naga37s-1, 1356 nucleotides. The record is from the annotation of a GenBank genome assembly. NCBI's taxonomy places the organism in Eukaryota, Viridiplantae, Streptophyta, Zygnematophyceae, Desmidiales, Closteriaceae.
AUGUCGCGAGUCCGUCUUCGCUCGGCGUGGAGCCGCGCUGCUUCGACCCUUCUCUUCCGCGAUUCGUCUGCGUGGAAGUCGUCGAUCGAGCUCGCAAUCUCGACUCACCCUAGUAGUUGUAUUGCCUCGAGUCGGAAUAUCGGUUCCGCAUGGCUUAUUCCGCAGCGCAUCAGCCGGACCAGAAUUGUCACGCCCGUCCACGACCGAUAUCGCCGUUUCGCAUCCGGAGUUGACGGAACCGGAUUUGACGGAGGUCAGGGAGCGACGCGAGACAGGGGUGAUGGUGCCAGCGCGAUUGGCGGGGAGCCGAAGGAUGGGUCGACGGCUCGAACAGCGGCUGCCGCGAUUGGCAGAGACGAGACAGACGGAGUGCUUGUACGCGAUUUCAUCCACACCAGCCUCUAUCAUCCCACGGACGGCUAUUUCACAUCCAACGCUGCUGCUGUGGGUUCAAUCCCGCACCCAAUCAGCUUCCGCCAGCUGGCGGGGCGACGGGAGUGGAUGGCGCUGCAGCAGUCGCUCUACGCCUCUGCUGAUACCUCCUGGUUCACUCCCUCGGAGCUGUUUCAGCCAUGGUACGGCUAUGCUGUCGCAGACUUUAUUCUCUCCUCCCACUCUCCCACCAAGCCUCUUAAGAUGUAUGAGGUGGGAGGGGGCGGAGGCACGCUGGCUCGCAACAUUCUCGACCGCCUGCAGGCGAAGGCUCCUGCUGUGUACAGGCACUGCCGAUACACCUCGGUGGAAAUCAGCCCAGCUCUCGCCCGAAGGCAAAGAGAGAGAAUCACUGGCUAUGCGUUGAAGCAUGGCAAUGCGGGUGAUUCAACUGCUUCAACUGCCACACAUACUUCAGCUGUCUCAGCAUCUACACCUGCCACACCUGCCACACCUGCCACUCCUCUUUCCGCUGCCACAGCCGCCCCAGAUUCUGGCAGUCAAGAUGGAGCCGCCUUAAGUGUUGGCAGGGCACGGCGAGGGGCCAAGGGCGCACGGGACAGCUCUGCCUCUCGUGCUGCUUUGAAUGGUGCUGCUCGGUGCUCCCCCUCGCAUGAGUCGGUGCACUCCGUGGCGGUGUUUGAUGCUGCUGAUGUGCGCGGCUGGGGUGAGUGGUGGAGUGGAGUGCAUGUGCGGGGUGAGUGGUGGAGUGGAGUGCAUGUGCGGGUGGGAGGACGGGAGGAGGGGGGUGUGUAUCGGGGGAGUGAGGGACGGGUGGGUGAGGAGAUGGGAGACAGGGAAGGGAGGGGUGUGAGUGGGGUGGGUGCAUUGGUGCAUGUGUUUGGCACUGCUCGCACCAAGCGGUGCAGUGUGUUUGGGAUAAGGUGGGGGAGGAGGGAAGUGGGGAGGGGAUGGAUGGACUGA